Scomber scombrus (Atlantic mackerel) is the source of this 2057-nucleotide messenger RNA. RefSeq lists its product as uncharacterized. Bases 258 to 875 code for a protein of 205 amino acids. The transcript has 5 exons. Lineage: Eukaryota; Metazoa; Chordata; Actinopteri; Scombriformes; Scombridae. The record is from RefSeq and is a predicted model, not a curated record. Gene Ontology annotation, cellular component: external side of plasma membrane. Gene Ontology annotation, biological process: cellular response to lipopolysaccharide; T cell costimulation; cell surface receptor signaling pathway.
CCCUCUGAAGAGAGAAACACUCAGUAAACACAAUAGUGACCGCUUAAACCUCACUGGUCACUGGAGGAUAUAUUGUUAGUUUCGUGUUGGAAUAACUUUACUGUCCCUUUUUUCUCUUUUUGGAUCGAUUUCGCUCCGUCUUCUUCUGCUGGCUGUUUAAAUGUAAAAGGAAGCCAACGAGAGACAGAACAUUGAGAACAAUACAAAGUGAUCUGCAAAAUGCAGCAACGGAGGAGACAAGAGAGAUAGAGGAGAAGAUGAUCUGCAGGAUCCUUCUGCUCAUCAGCCUGACCUCCUGUGUCUCUGGAACAUUUGAAGUGGAAGUGACACAGACCUCCUACCAGGCAGAGGAGAACCACAACAUCACACUGGAAUGGAUGUUUACAACCAAACCUGACAGUUCCUCCACCUCACUGAAUAUCUACUGUGACAUGGUGACUGAUAAUAACGAGGGCUCAGUCCUGUAUCAUGUACAUAAGGGUGAUGAGGUCCCAGAGUCUCAGGAUAAACAGUUUGCAGGACGAGUUCAGAGUGACACAGACGCCCUCAGAGAAGGACGAAUCAGACUUCAUGUGUCCAGACUCAGGACUAAUGACUCGGGUCUGUACACGUGUGAGGUUUACACAGAUUAUGGUACAAACUCUGACAGAUGCGACCUCAAUGUCACUGCAGCUGUUGAUCAGCCAGAACCUCAGAAACCUACUGAGAGUCCACAACCAGAGAGUCGGGUAAGGAUCAGCCUCUUUGUUGGACUGACAGCAGCUGGACUCGCUGUCUGUGCUGGACUCUGCUUUGUCUUCAGACUUUGUUAUAAAUCUGUCAAGAGAGAACACACAGUUGUAUAUGAGACAGAAAACAUGGAUGCAGCAGAAUAGAAGUUGUGUUUCUCAGAGAGCUUCUCUUGCCCAGCUUUAAAUCCUGAAGAGCUUUCAUUGAUAUGCGGAUAAAAUCUGUGUUGACAGAUCUGUUAAACUCCUUCACAACACGACAAAUGACUUCAGUAAUGCAACUACCUAGUCCCCAUCCCCUGCCGGUCCGUCUAAACAACAGGCUAACGUCUCCUUGCCCUUUAUAUACUUUGCUGAAGCACAAAAGUGCUUCACCGCACCUUCACCACAAAAGUCUAGUGAAGCAGCGCUGCUUCACUAGACUUUUGUGGUAAAGGUGCACCGCACCGCACCUUUACUACCUCAAAACUUUACCAAACCUCGUAAUGUAUUACAAUGUUAAUGCUGUUAUGCCCUAUUUUACAAUGGAUAAUCAUUUAACUUUGUUAUAAAUCUGUCAAGAGAAAACACAUAGUGGUAUAUGAGACAGAAAACAUGGAUGCAGCACUAUAGAAGUUGUGUUUCUCAUUGAGCAGACUUCUGCCACUGCAUCUUUUUACUUUCUGUGUCCAUGAAGCUGAUUUUUCUCUGUACAUCCAACCUGAGCUUUGUUUGGACACACGAUUUUUUGAAGGUACUAUAUUUUGUAAAACCAGCUGCUUUUUCUUCAGUAUAUUACGACAAGAGGGUCCAGUGUUUGAGUUGUACUGGUAUCAGUCUAGUGUUUAAGUUUAAAUACAUACUUCCCUUUGGCUUCAUGUGUAGUGAUAAUGGUUUUUCCUACAAUAGAGCAGCUUCAUGACGAGCAUUUCAGGGAUACAUCAAUAGCAAUUAAAAGAGUAUAAAAUAUGUGCUUUUGUUUGAAUAUCUGACAUUUUCUAGAGAGUCCCAACUUUUUACUAUCACUUUCAGUUUUACAACUUACACAACUUCUUGGCCCUUUGGACUGCAAAUGACGUUUACUUUGAAAAGCCAUGCAGUUGUUAGCAUUGUCAGCAGUACAUAUGUGUGUGAGUCUGUUACAGUUCAGUUCUAAGAUUUGUUUUCUUGUGUUUUAAAAAAAAUGUGUUUUGUUAGUGUGAGUUGGCAUUUAAUAUCUCUCUGUUCUUCAAAAGAAACUUCUGCACACAUGCCACAAAUGAAAGUAAAGUAUAAAUGUGCUGCUCUGUACUGGCUUUUAUGUAUGUAUCAUGUAUUACUCGUGUAAUGAAAGACUGCAUUUCAGUUCAA